This is a messenger RNA of Pantherophis guttatus, 2587 nucleotides long. RefSeq names its product protein O-fucosyltransferase 4 (gene POFUT4). Gene Ontology annotation, molecular function: alpha-(1->3)-fucosyltransferase activity. Lineage: Eukaryota; Metazoa; Chordata; Lepidosauria; Squamata; Colubridae. Gene Ontology annotation, cellular component: Golgi membrane. The record is from RefSeq and is a predicted model, not a curated record.
CCGCCAAUCAAGUUUUAUGGUCCCAUUAAAAUACCUUUUGACAUCAUUUGGAUGCUUUGGCGUAGGAUUCCAAAUCUGCAGUAUUUUUCUACACAGAGUGGAUACCGUUUAUUUGAGUACAGAGUUGUAAUAUCCCGUAGAACAAAACAAUGGUUUUGUUGUUGUUAAAUCUUAAAUAUUUCUUAAUUCUCAAAUCUUAAUAGUGAAUAACACUUUUGUGAACAGUUGCUUUUUCCAAGAGAAAACUGGACUUUCUGGUUUUUCUUUGAAGACGUUUUCCUUCUCAUCCAAGAAGCUGCUUCAGCUCUGUUUCUGUUUAAAGAUGUUAGUGCUGGAUUGAAUUACAUUAUCAAUAUACGAAGAUAAUCAGAUAUUUUAUUACGCAGAAAAGACUGCCAAUCAGGAUUGCACGAUAUGCUUUUCCCCCUGCUAACAAACUGACUCUUCGUCGACAUAUUGGAAAGUAAGCAAAAUUUAGCUGCUCAACGUUUAAAGCUGCGCCCCCCCCCCAAAAAAAAACCCGAGCGAUUUUCUGUAUCUCUGACUGUUCUUGCCUUUUCCCUUAAGAUUUGGGCCGGCCGGCCCAAGACUACCCAGGGCAGCGAGACAAAGGGGUUCCCGGAAUCCUUGGGCCCGGCCCAGAAUCGCUGCCUCGCUUGGCCGUAUUUGAAGGGAGAACACCCGGACGGAGGAGCCUCCUUAGCGCCAAGAAAGAAGUGAGCGCGGAAGCCUCCCGUCCGCUUCUCCCCGCCGGGGCGGAGCGGGGAAAUGUCACCCCGCCGGCGACCCGCCCCGGAGACGACGGCCGCCCCGGGGCGCGCUGAGGCGAAGCGGCCAUGGCUUUCCUCCGGCUGGCCCAGCUCGCCGCUUGGUGCUGCUGCUUGGCCCCGCUGCACGCGGGAAGCGGCGGCACGGAAGUCCCCCCGGGGCCUUGGGAGGCCUCGGAGGAGUUGGGGGACGCCGACGCCGCGGCCCGUUUCUUUCAGCCGGCGCAGCUGCACGCCGGGCUGGCGGUGGCUGCCGCGCCGUCCUUCCGCGGGCCUGGGAACCGCGACCGCCGCGCCAACCGGGAGCUGCCCAUCCUGUUAUGGUGGAGCGGCGGCCUCUUCCCGCACUUCCCCGGCGAGACGGCGCGCAUCGACUGCCCGCGGGGCUCCUGCUUGGCCACCAAGGACCGCCGCGUGCGAGCGCACCGUCGGACCCGGUCGCUGCUCUUCUACGGCACGGACUUCCGGGCCUACGAGGCCCCGCUGCCGCGGCUGCCCCACCAGACCUGGGCCCUCUUCCACGAGGAGUCGCCCAUGAACAACUACCUGCUCUCGCACGGCGCCGGCAUCCGCCUCUUCAACCACACCGCCACCUUCCGCCGCCAGUCCGACUUCCCGCUCAGCCUCCAGUGGCUGCCCGACCUGGCCUACCUGCGCCGCCCACCGCCGCGCGGCCUGCCCGAGAAGGACCGCCUGCGCAGCCAGGGGCUGGCCCCGCUGCUCUACCUGCAGUCGCACUGCGACGUCCCCGCCGACCGCGACCGAUACGUGCGGGAGCUCAUGAAGCACAUCCAGGUAGACUCUUAUGGUAGAUGCCUGAACAACCAAAAACUUCCCAAUAUGAGAUUGAUGGACACUUCUACAGCCACUACAGAGGACUCUGAAUUCAUGAAUUUUAUUUCUAAAUACAAAUUUCACCUGGCUAUGGAGAAUGCCAUAUGUCCUGAUUAUAUGACAGAGAAACUUUGGAGGCCAAUGCAUGUAGGGGCUAUCCCUGUAUAUCGAGGUUCACCAUCUGUACGAGACUGGAUGCCUGCUAAUCAUUCCAUUAUUCUUAUUGAUGAUUUUGGAAGCCCUAAAGAACUUGCAGAAUAUAUUGAUUUUUUGGACAGGAACUCAGACGAAUAUUUGAAAUAUCUAAAGUACAAGAGUCCACAUGGUAUUACAAACCAGUUCUUGCUUGAGAACAUGAGGAAGCGUGAAUGGGGGAUAAAUGACAUGUCUCUACCUAAUUAUCUAAAUGGAUUUGAGUGCUUCGUCUGCGACCGAGAAAAUGCAAGACUUAAUGCAGAGAGAGACCACAAAAAAACUCAUGGGAAAUCACGAGCUCCAGAAGUUCAUAUCGCACAGACCACACACAUGGGAUGUCCUUUACCAGCACCUGGUUAUGGCAAUAUUGAAGACAUUCCUGAUGGAGACAGCUGGAAAGAAAUGUGGCUUCAAGAUUACUGGCAGAGUCUUGAUCAAGGAGAAGCUCUCACAGCUAUGAUUCAUCAUAAUGAAACUCAUCAAGGGAAGUUUUGGGAUUAUAUGCACAAAAUCUUCUUGAAAAGAACUCAGCAUAACUAACCAAUUAGGAUUCUUUGUUAUAUGAACAAUGGGCAGAAUAUGUACUCUUACCAACUUGCCUUACAUGACAACUAAAUGUGUUAAAUCAGGCAGAUACUAGACCCACCAUUCAGGAAUAAGACAAUAACAUUUUUGCCAAAAUAUUUUAAUGAGAAAUUGUUUUUAUAAAAUAUUUUUGUUAAAAAGUAACUACUACUGCAAUUCAUUAUAUAGCCUUUUUAAUUCUGUAAAUAAAAGUUCUUUGUACAUAC